AUGAACGAAAACCAAAGCCUCCAUCACUACAAACUCUACGAUCUCUCUGAAGAUCUCAUCUCACAAAUAUGUGACUACUUUUUUGCUAAACCUCUCGUAAUUUGUUAUCCAUUUCCAGCACUUUCUUGCAUUUCCUGUUCCGAUUACACUUCUCUCAUCUCACUCGUGCAUACGAAUCGUAAAUUGAGAGAUUUGGUGAGAAAUAAUACGGAUUUGUGGUCGAGAUGUUUAUUUAGAUUUCCAUGUUUUUUGGAUUGCAACUUGAAAUUAUGUAAGAAAUUAGUGAUGAGAUGUGAUGAGAAUUAUGCAAAUUUAAAGCUGCCAACCUUUGAAAGUUAUUCGAAACAAAAGGUAGAUUAUUAUAUGGGAGAGGUUUCUUAUUGUCCUCCCAUUGAUGAUGAUUCCACUUUGGAAACAAUCAAGGAAGGAAAGGUACCUUCCACAAGUACUUUUAUUGCACAAGAAAAAAAAAACAAAAUUCAUCAUUAUUCUUCAUGUGAAUUGGAAUUACUCGAUUCCUACUCUGAAUUUGUUAAUGUUCUCUGUGAUACAGAUAGUAUGGAUAUUUACUUUGAGGGUUUCAAUCCUCUACCUCUAGAAUUACACAAGAGAAAGGAAACUCAUUUGACUAUUGGAAGGUAUCAUGAGAAAUUUCCACACAUUCGAUGUGCUUCUUUUAGAUCGCAAUCGAAUUAUGUAGAUUGCAAUUAUUGGUUCAAUUCUGAAAUUGAUUUUGAAAAAAAGAAUUGGUGGCAUGAAAUGGAAGGCAUUGUUGUGAGCUAUUCAUCCUUCUUCUCACUCCAAGAUGUUUUGAAAAGGAACCUAAUUUCCAAAUUUACAAGUGAAAAGAAAAAUGAAAUGAAGAGAGUUAACAUGUCAAUCAACUUGGGAGAGGGGAAAUCGAAUGUAUUAUUGAAAAAUAUUUCAAAUUUUGUGCAAAGUUGUCCAAAUAUUCAAGUAACAACGACUGUAUUUGCUAUAGAAACUCAAUGUUUUAGUGUUCUCUAUCAAUACUUGAAAAGAGUUUCUGUCACUUUGAAAUCUGCACCAGAGGAGACAAUUGUUCUAAAGGAUAUUUCACUACCACACUUGAAAUGGCUAGAUUUUCAUGGAAAAUACCAAGAAGAAUUGAAUCCAACAAUGCAAACUCUGAAAUUACAUCACAUCAAGUUUGACAAUGUUGAUGCACCUAUACUUUCAUAUUUUGAAUUAGAGCAUUUUGAAUUGAGUGUUGAAAACCAAAAACUAUUUCCAAAGCUGCAAACUCUUGAAUUGAAAUAUUCAAAAUUCAGAAAAGAUUUCUUGAUUGACAAGCAUUAUGACUCUUUGGAGAAUCUAAAUGUUAGAUCAUGUGUCGAGGACUAUAAUCAAAAAUUGGAUUUGUAUUUUGAUUCGAAAUUUCACAAAUUGGAGGUUUUGAAAGUUUCAGAAGCAAGAAAUAUACAAGCACUAGAUCUUCCUAAAUUGGAUGAUGUUGACAUUUCUUCAUCCUUGUCUUUCCAUGCUAAAGAUUGUAAACUUGACAGAUGUAAUUUUAAUUCAGUAACUGAAUCAAUCAAUAUUGAACAAUCUAGCCAUCCUAUUUCUACAUCAUUUUACAUGUAUAGAAAUCCUCAGUUUUUGUCCUUAUCAUCUCCUUCAUGUAAGAGUCUAUCUAUAUUCAUCCUACAAAUUACAGAUCAAUCUAUUUGUGAAAUUAAUGUUGGGGAAAUCAAUCAUUUUUCCGUUCAGAUCCACAGCAUUUCUCUGUUAACAAUUAAUGACCCAAAUAAUUUCUUAAUUUUCCCUUAUUCAAGCAACAUUGACAAUCUUGAUUUGAGCAUUAGUAAUAGCAAUAAGAACCUAUUAGAUUUGCUUGUAAAUAAUUUGAAGCAAGUGUCUACAAUUAGGAAAAUCAAAUUCUCCAACAUGUCAUCUGAUAUUUGGAAUCAAAUUUUGUCAAGCAUUUCAGGAAAAGCUCAGGAAUAUGAAGUAGUGGAAUAUAUUAACAGUGAUGGUCUCUAUAUGUAUUGUACUCGAAAAUUAUCAAAUCUUUCAUGUGAACAAACAAGCAAUGUAACGGAAAAAGUUAAUGCUAUUUUAUCUAAUCCUGGAUUAAUGAUAGCAAGUUUAACUGUCUAUCCAGAGAUGAAAAUUCCCCCACCAGUUGAAUCAGCCACUCUUAAUAGUUUAACAAUUAUGACAAAUGGUAAUCAGAAACUAAUCAACUUUCCAAUAGAUUUGCAGAAACUUUCUAAUUUGGAAACACUCAACAUAAGUCAGCAAACAAUAUUCUCAAACAAUGCAACAUGUAUUUUGAAAAGCUUAACUAUUUCAUCAAGUCAAACAGUAGAACUUGACAUGGCACUGCUUCCAUUAUUAACUAAUCUAAAAAUUGAGACCUGUUACAAUCUAAAACUUCAUUAUACCAAAGAAAUAGACAACUCUAAAUUGAACCUCAUUCACAUUAACCUUAUUGACACAUUUAAUGUUGAAUUUCCUUGUUGGUCUCUUUCAUCUGUUAAAGAGCUUUGCAUUACAAAAAUCAAAAAAACAACUUUGAAUACUUUGAUUGAUUCUACAAGAGCCAAAUGCCUUAAAGUUAAGAUGAUUCACUUACCUGAUAAGCAUGUAAAAUAA
Naegleria gruberi is the source of this 2619-nucleotide messenger RNA. RefSeq lists its product as uncharacterized. Lineage: Eukaryota; Heterolobosea; Eutetramitea; Acrasida; Naegleriidae. The transcript has a single exon. The record is from RefSeq and is a predicted model, not a curated record. The coding region runs from base 1 to 2619 and encodes 872 amino acids.